Molecule: messenger RNA, 307 nt
Organism: Staurois parvus
Lineage: Eukaryota; Metazoa; Chordata; Amphibia; Anura; Ranidae
Source: the annotation of a GenBank genome assembly
GCCUGAAGUCAGUAGGGGGCCCCAUGAGAUGCCCCUGGUACCUUUUUCAUAGGAGUUUUUGAGAUUGGGCAAGGACACAGGGGCCCCAUGAUCCCCUAUUGCCUGGAGGCCCCAUGAGUUGUCAGUCCGCCCCUGGGGCUACAUGUACAUCAGAACGACGGAGGGGUGCAGAAAGAGAAUGUGUUUCAGAACACUGUACCAUUUUCUCUACACCCUAGAGCGCACGCACAAUGCACUCGGCAUGCUCCAUACCUGCAAGGAUUAGGUGGAAAUUACUAGCCAAGGACACUCAGGCAGAUUCUAACUG